AUGUCCAGCGGUCUUUCCCGCGGAGUACAUCAUUCACCAGCUGGAAAGCCUGAGGCCUUCCUCCCGGCUGAAGAUUGCCGAGUCUACAGAGCACUCCGUCGUGGAGGGACAUUGUCACUGGGUGAUACAGUUUUCGGACUACCGCCCAUCGUACUCUGUCAUGGCGCAUUGGCGAAGGAAAUCAACAAGGCUGUUGGAAUGUUGUCUUCCUUGAAGACGGAAUGGCGCGUGAGACAGUCUUGCUUGGGGAGGCUUGCAAGGAUUGUUCUCGGCUGGGAUGAGAGGGAACCAGUAGCCGAGGAUCUCGCGAGGUUCGACCGCGAUCUAGCAGGCCCACUCGCAGUCCAAGUACGCGAUGACCGCUCGGCCAUUGUCAAGCAGGCCAGCAUGCUAUGCAUCGCCUUGGGCGCCUCGACUUAUGGUGAGGUCCUCAGUGGUUAUGAAGAUGCUUUAUGGCAAUCAAUGGAUACAGCCCAGCAGAAGACUGCCGAGGACCUCCUAGCCAGUGGCGCCAGUGCUCUCUUCGAUGAGGAACACGAGCACUGCAGACAUAGCAUCACCGAGGCCCGUGUCUCGAGGAGAAGCCCUCAGGAUUCCCUCGAGGCCGACCCUGGUGACUCCCUCGUGCUUGCGUCCUUGGCUGACUUUUUGCAGCGUCGGAAGUGCUGUGCUGAGGACGUCAUCGCAGUGUUCGAUCGUCUCUUGGUCGUGCUGGCGGCCGCAGAACUGAGGAACCCAGUCGAAGAGCAACGUUUGAUAAAAUCUCUUGUGGAGAUACUAGCUGGGCAUGACGAUGCACAACACCCUGCCUUACUGGAGUGCUUUCCUCCUGCCUUGGUCUCUGAGCAAUCGGGUCACUACCGUCCGGACGUCACUCAGAAAGGGAGCCCCAUAGACAUCUUGUUGGAGUGUGAUGGUACCAAUGAGGAGGAUCAGGAGCAGGUCUAG
This is a messenger RNA of Perkinsus marinus ATCC 50983, 948 nucleotides long. RefSeq lists its product as hypothetical. The transcript is spliced from 10 exons. The coding region runs from base 1 to 948 and encodes 315 amino acids. NCBI's taxonomy places the organism in Eukaryota, Perkinsozoa, Perkinsida, Perkinsidae. The record is from RefSeq and is a predicted model, not a curated record.